Messenger RNA from Gossypium arboreum, 3261 nucleotides. Its product is annotated as protein LURP-one-related 7. NCBI's taxonomy places the organism in Eukaryota, Viridiplantae, Streptophyta, Magnoliopsida, Malvales, Malvaceae. The record is from RefSeq and is a predicted model, not a curated record. The transcript has 3 exons. The coding region runs from base 2 to 664 and encodes 220 amino acids.
AAUGAAUUUGUUGCCAUGCUUGGAAGAUCCGCCCCCCCAACCCUUUUUUGUUCAAUAUUAUCAUAAGCUGAAUUCGAGAGAACUUUUCUUUUCCCCGUCGAUAAGCGUCAGACAAAAUUUUCCAAUGGCAACUACUUCAGCUCCGGUAUAUCCGGCGAACAGGCCGAUCCCGUUCGAUCUAUUCGUAUCCAAGAAGCACCGUGCUCUUCCUCGUGGCGUCCUUGGAUUCGCUGAUUCUUCCGGGAACAUCGUUUUCAAGGUCAACCGUCAAGAUUCCAAAUCAUCCUUCUCACAUGCCAAGGCUAGUCUCCUCGAUUCCGCGGGAAAUCCUCUCAUCUCUCUCUACCCUCAUAAUGAUGGGUCUUGGCAAGGUUUCAAGGGUGAUGGUGGUGACAAGGAUCUGAUAUUCAAAGUCCAGAGGGUAUUGACAAAGUUCACGAGAACUGAGCUGGAGGUAUUCCUUGUUUCUGAAAAUCAGGGUCAGGGAGAGUUAACUUGUGAUUUGAAGGUCAUAGGCUGCCAUUUCCAAAGAUCUUGCACCAUCUACAAAGGUGAUUCAAUUGUGGCUCAGACAUGCCAUGUCUCUUUUAUGAUUGUGCCCAUUCCAAAUGUCUUCUCUUCACAACCAUAUUUACAACCGCUAAAACAGCUGAAGACGAGCUGAAAUCAAUGCGGAGAAACACAGAGAUGAAUUAUAAAGAAGAAAUUCUUCAUUGCAUUAACUUACAACCAAAGUUUCCAUUUAUACUAAUCUGCUGCCUACUAACAAACUAGCUGAUAUCAACAGCUUGUGAACUAACUUUCUAACACCUUGACAGCAAACUUCUCUACGACAACUAUGGAUGUUUGUCCUAUGUCCAAGUUGGAAAUAGCUAUACUAUUCAUUUGACACUGUAUAGGAACUGGAAGCUAAACUUGGAGAUGUUUGAUUAAUUGUACAACAUGGGACAUGAGUUGUAAUUCCGUAUCGUAUCAGCUCGGAUAAUAAAAUUCAACUACUUAUCCAAAAAAGAAGUUGGAAAUAGCUAUUCCACAUAGGAGAUCUUUGAGAUUUACUGAAGUAGUUUGAUUUUGGCAUCAGGUUCCUUUUCCAUUGUCUUAUUUGGUUUAGAAACUUGUCUCACAUGUGGGAUAUAGGAUACUGGUCGAUGGUCUUUUGAAGAGGAGUGAGAGUUGACAUCUUGGGAUGCAGUCCAAUGCUUAAGUUAACAAAUAUAGGAAUAUGAAUAGGGUUCGGUACCUUUAUUUUAUCUCUAUCUUUUUAUACCUUAAUGCCUUGUUUGGUUAUUUAGUAUAUUAACACAAGGAAAAGCUUAAUUAUUACAUAAGUAUUAAAAUAGUUUGUUAUUACAUAAAGAAUAACUAGUACAAAUUUAAACUUGUAAUUAGAAGGAUGAGUAAAACCCUAGCAAAAAAUAAAACCUCUUCAAAAUAAGUAAAAAUGUUUCCUUCCCUUUGCUGAAAACAAGUCAUGUUGGUAGCUAAAAAUUACCAAGUGAAAUUAGUUUGUUGCUAACUCAUGUACUAAGACAUGUUGGAAAAAUAAUAUUCCUACUAAACAUAGCAUAAAUUCUCCAUCCUUGAUUCCCUGGUAAUAACCAGGACAUGUUCUCUUUCAAUAUGUGUGCACUGCCUAUCUGGCAGCAGCAGGGCUUAUCUUGCACUUCUGCUCCGUCCAGUUAAUGGUAUAACAAUGUUAUUGUUGGUUCCUUGAUCCUUGUUAUAGGCCUCUACUUGAAUCAGGUUACUGGUUCGUACACUAUAGGUUCUUAUGUCGUACUUUCUUUGGGGUACUAGUGCUUUGCAUUUUUACAUUCUAAUUCUAUGCUUUCACUGAUGCAGACCAGUCUUAUGCACAAACUUCGGAAGAUCUGUGUUAGUAGGAGUAAAUUUCGGCUGACCAUGUUUCCUAGCUUAGAAGAUCCUUCUUUGGUUGUUGCACUUGUGGUAAUAUUCUUGUUUAGUGGCCCCAAGAAAUUCCAAGUUCUGGAUAAAAUACCCAUAUCUAUAUGAAGUUAGAAAAAUAUCUCAAGCAGAGGGAACCUUUGAAAAACCCAAAACUGGAGGGUGAGGUGGUUAGUUCUCUUUUAGGUAUUUUAUGUGAUGGUGUUGACUGUUUAGUCUCUGGGGAUCAUGCUGAUGAAUUUAAGGAUUAUUUCUCAAAAAAUCAGGAUGGAGAGGGAGAUGGCAGCCAUGAUGAAAGUGUUUGAUGGUGGGUGGUCGGCCAUAAUUGUGGGAGGAUGGGGUGAAAGAACAAAGACAGAAACUUUAUUGAGGAAGGUUGUAUAAAAGCUGUUUCUGCGGACGGAAAUUGUUUCAAUUUCAAUUAAAUGGAUCAUAUAGGUCCUUUAAUUUAUUUCUUUUGGUCUAAAUAAGUCUUUUAUUCAUUGCAAACCAUAGUUAUUGAAGUUUGAGACUGUAAGAAGAGUGUAGUCAUCUACGGAGGCAAUAUCCCAUGUUUUGCUUCCCUUUCAAUUGAUGGCUUUGAUUAAUGUUUUCACAGUCUGACUCUUAAGAUUGCAUUCUGCCAUCUUUUCGCAGCUAUAAGAUUGGAGGAACCUAGCCUUAAAAGCAAGAGCUUCAGCCACUAGUGCUGACGAAGCGAACACCAGUUCAUUGAUUCCGUCAACAAUUUCUCUGUUGCUGUUCCUAGUGAUAGCAGCAAUACCACUCAUUUCAGAUUGGUUUAAGAAUGCAGCAUCGCAGUUUGACUUUGACAACCUGUGGAAGUGGAUCAUACCAUUCUGGAGAGUCAGAGGCCUUUGAUUGAAGCCUGCUCCUUGAGUGAAGUCCUGAUACCCAAAGAACACCACAUUCCACACCACGGCUCAACUUCCUUUUUUUCGAAUGUCCACCUAUUGCAUGCCUUCUAAAUUCCCCAACUUUCUGUAGCAUUCGAUUUGUCUAAACUGUCAAGCUGGUAGUUAGAAUUGGCCAAUUUCUUGGUUGAUGAGAAAUACCACGAAAAUGGAGUUCUCCUUUAUAGGCAAUUUGAUUGUGUUUUUUCUCAGAGGAAUAUGAAAGUAGACAAAGGGUGUGAGUUUGCAUUUUUAGUUAUAAAAAAUACUGUUAUUUAGUGGUUUAAGGGAAUAUGUGGGGGAGGUUCCAAUUCAAUAUAGAAAAUAAACAAUCCUGACUGCUCCCAUUGUUUCACCAAUUGUUUAAAAUGUUCCUUGAAUUUAAAAUAUGAUAUAAUUACUUAUAAUUUUUUAUAAGAUAAAUAUAUUUUCCUGGUAUUGGAGUUGAGUUUUAAAUUUAAAA